GGCUGUAGCACAGAGAUAAACAAAUUGUUAUUGCUGUUAUUGGGUUGCGCUGUACAAGGUGAUCAACGUGAAAAAUUCAUCGAACGUAUCAAGUGUAUGCAAACUGAUCUUCAAACCGCUAUUGUACAGCAGAUUCAACGGGUGACUGAAGACGGUGAAUUCAUAUUGAACAUAGACGAUCUGGAGGUGGAUCGGGGAAACGAGCAAAGUGUGUCCAUGCUGGCACACUUGGAGCGUGUUAUCAAGGAACGUGACACGUAUGCGAAUUGUCUGCUGGAAAUGGCUCAUGAACAUGUCAGUCAGUCCAUUAACGAACGAUUACAAGCGUUCAUCCAUACGCUAAUAUCUUAUUAUUCUGGCAUCACUUCUGCCAACACUAUCCCAUCUUCUUGA
Anisakis simplex (herring worm) is the source of this 393-nucleotide messenger RNA. Lineage: Eukaryota; Metazoa; Nematoda; Chromadorea; Rhabditida; Anisakidae. The record is from the annotation of a GenBank genome assembly.